AAUCCUAAUAAGGUCCCCUCUAAAUUUUGAAAUAAACUGUCGCCGGAGAGAAACAACGUUUAUCGGCACCGGUAAAAGGAAAUGGCUGCCGGAACGAGGAGCCUCCUUGCAUCCGUUUUCGUCCCACCACCCUCCUCGCUACUCAAACUCAGGUCUGCUAGAAACUCUACUCGAAUUUCAAUAAUUCAAUCUCUGAAACUUCAUACCACUGCUUUCCCGACCGUACCUACCAACCCUUCAAUGAUUCUUGGAAAUCGUUUCCUGCGAGAACGUCGGUCUUUACUCACCAAUCUGAGUUCACAGAACUCCGGUGUGGAAAAGGAUGAGCUAGGACGACAGGAUAGAAGCAGUGGCGGGAAUGGAGGUGAUGAUGGAGAUGGAUGGAGCUGGACGACGUCGUUUAUACUUUUCGGGUUUUGGGCCGGUCUGAUGUAUUACGUGUUUUUCGUCUCUGCUAACCAAACCCCGUCAACAGACUUGUAUUUCCUGAAAAAGCUCCUCAAUUUAAAAGGAGAUGACGGAUUCCGAAUGAAUGAAGUUCUUGUAUCCCUCUGGUACCUAAUGGGUUUAUGGCCAAUCAUUUACAGCAUGCUUCUACUUCCUACCGCUAGAACGCAAAAGAACAAGGUUCCUCUAUGGCCCUUUCUCAUCCUUUCAUGCUUUGGUGGUGUGUAUGCUCUCUUUCCUUUCUUUAUUCUAUGGAAGCCCCCACCUCCACUUGUUGAGCAAACUGAACUCAGAAGAUGGCCUUUGAAUUUUCUUGAAUCAAAAUUAACUGCCGGGAUUGCGAUGGUUUUGGGACUAGGGUUAAUAAUUUAUGCAGGCACUUGUAAUGGGGACGUCUGGAAGGAAUUUUAUCAGUACUUCAGACAGAGCCGAUUUAUCCACGUAAUGUCAAUUGAUUUCAUGUUACUUUCAGCAUUUGCCCCAUUCUGGGUGUUCAAUGAUAUGACAACUCGAAAAUGGUAUGACAAGGGUUCUUGGCUUCUUCCUAUAUCAGUCAUCCCGUUCUUGGGUCCUGCAAUUUACAUUUUCUUACGCCCAUCCAUGCCAGCGGAACUUGUUUCCUCGGGCUCAUGUACGAAGACGAAAGAAGCACCACACUAAGUUCUGUAGCAGAAAAAAUUGAUCACUCUAAUCCCCCUUGUAGAGGGUCCACUUUUAUCAAUCCCAAUUACAUACUGGUUUUGUAGAAUUCCAUCUGCUAAAACUGUUGUUUUGUAACUUACAUCAUGUUACCAAUUUAAAAAAGUAACAAUCACUUAAAAAAAAUCUGAAUUAUCACAUUCCCUUUUUAUUAUUCCGAAUCAGGAAAAUUAGUUACCAAGUUAACAAUUAAAACCAGAACUCUGAUACCA
Cuscuta europaea is the source of this 1358-nucleotide messenger RNA. The record is from the annotation of a GenBank genome assembly. Lineage: Eukaryota; Viridiplantae; Streptophyta; Magnoliopsida; Solanales; Convolvulaceae.